This is a messenger RNA of Laetiporus sulphureus 93-53, 996 nucleotides long. Its product is annotated as Abi-domain-containing protein. NCBI's taxonomy places the organism in Eukaryota, Fungi, Basidiomycota, Agaricomycetes, Polyporales, Laetiporaceae. The transcript is spliced from 6 exons. Gene Ontology annotation, cellular component: endoplasmic reticulum membrane. The record is from RefSeq and is a predicted model, not a curated record. Bases 1 to 996 code for a protein of 331 amino acids. Gene Ontology annotation, biological process: CAAX-box protein processing. Gene Ontology annotation, molecular function: metalloendopeptidase activity.
AUGCCGCUGGUCUUCCUUAGCCCGCCGAUCUCCAUCUCUACCGCGCACGCACUCGCCGCGUUCUUCGCAUGCUCAUACGUCGGUUCGCUGUACAUAUCAAAGAACGCGCGUCUCGUAUUCAAGAACGUGAGCACAAAAGGACUACAGAAUGGUCAACAACGUGCAAAGGAGGAUGACGAGCGGUGGCGCGAUGACCCGGACGUCAUUCGCGCGAGGGUCGUCGCGGCCUGCCUGAGCACCGUGGCCAACUGCACGGUCGUGCUCUGUGUAGUGUGGAGACGCCUCAAAUGGCAAUGGAAUGAUCUUCCUACUGCCCUUGAGACGACGGUGAUGCGCCUCGGAAUCGACCGUGCCCCUACGCUCGCCCAGAACGUCGUUCCCUGUCUCAUCACGCCCGUCCUCUUUCUCGGCCCCCUUUAUGGAGCUUGGCUUGCGGGCACGUUGCCGCUGCAGCGCAACUGGAGCUGGCGCUGGAACGCGCUUCCGGUCUUUUCGACAUGGCAAGGCCUGCGUAACUACAUCUUCGGCCCGCUGACGGAGGAGGUCGUAUUCCGCGCAUGUACGCUUGCCGUAUACCACAUGGCGGGCGCUUCGAGGCGCAAGAUGAUUUUCCUUACUCCGCUGCUCUUUGGAUUCGCGCACGUACACCAUGCAUGGGAGAUCUUCAACCGCUACGGUCGUGGAAAGGCUGCUGCAAAGCGCGCCCUCCUUGCCACGACCGUGCAGCUAACGUACACGUCGCUGUUUGGAUUCCACACGACGUUUCUCUUCCUGCGCACGGGCUCGCUGCUCGCGCCUCUGUCCGCGCACAUCUUCUGCAACUUCAUGGGCCUCCCACAGCCGAACGUAGAGCUGGCACGCUUUCCCGCUAGAAGAUACGCGAUCAGAAUUGCGUAUCUCCUCGGGAUUGUGGGAUACAUCUGGACGCUCGGCCGGUGGAGCCACGUCGAUGACUGCUUGUACUGGCCGGUCGAGGGAGCAAAACUGUUCUACUAA